Molecule: messenger RNA, 306 nt
Organism: Penicillium salamii
Lineage: Eukaryota; Fungi; Ascomycota; Eurotiomycetes; Eurotiales; Aspergillaceae
Source: the annotation of a GenBank genome assembly
AUGUCAGCUGCCAAGGUUCAGAAGAUCAUCAAUGACAAUGGCGUCGUUGUCUUCUCAAAGUCGCGUUGCCCCUACUGCAGUGAUACCAAGAGCACACUUCGCAGUUUGGAUACAGAAUUCCAGGUUCUGGAGCUCGAUCAGAUGACCGAUGGUGGCGAUAUUCAAACCGCGCUGCAGCAAUUAACCAAACAGCGCACUGUUCCGAACAUCUUCAUCAACAAGAAGCAUAUUGGAGGAAAUUCUGACUUGCAGAAGUUGUCUACUGGUCAAUUGAAAGGGUUGUUGAAGGAGGCUGGAGCGAUUUAG